Molecule: messenger RNA, 201 nt
Organism: Perognathus longimembris pacificus (Pacific pocket mouse)
Lineage: Eukaryota; Metazoa; Chordata; Mammalia; Rodentia; Heteromyidae
Gene: Smim42
Product: small integral membrane protein 42
Exons: 1
Coding region: 1-201 (66 amino acids)
Source: RefSeq, a predicted model, not a curated record
AUGACUUUCCCACAGCUCCCAGACUUUCUGUGGGAUAAGAAAACAGUCAUUACUGCCAUAUUUGACCCUGGCUACCCAAUACAAGUUUUCUUCUUCUUUCUACUCCUCAUAACUCUGGUCACUCUACUCAUUGUAAUCUGUAAAGUCACUAAAUACAAAGGCAAUAAGAACAUAGAACCAGGAGCAAUUCUGCUGGCAUAA